GGGUGGCUCUGCGAAAGUUUGCCGAAGAAGUUUUUAAGCUGUCACUGGCUGUCGGUAGGAGACAGAUGGAGGACAGAGGGGACAGAGACUCGUAAGCAAACGUUAACACCGACAUAUAAACAAGUCAAUAAGACUGAGAAUGCAACAAAAACGCCCCGUGGAGGCAGACGAUGUUCAGGUCUAAAUUGGAUAUGUUUGUUGGGGCUGUCACAGUUUAAGUGCAUGGUCGCAACAAAGCCCCGAUGGAAAUCAUUUGAAUUAACAGUCGACGCGGUGUAAGAAAGGCAUUAAAUGCUUCUAAAACACAGGCUACCGUCCUGACAACAUGACCCGUUUGGACUGCGGGCGUCACGCCUUUGGACAAGGACUCUCUCCCAUUCACUUCUGCAUCGCACUUCUGAUGAGCCUGGAAAACUGCAGGACGUUGGGAUUACCACAUGAACCAGAGAGAUUUCUGCAAGAUCUGCCUCAGUAUGAAGUGGUUCACCCCAUUAGAGUGGAUGCCAGAGGUCACUUCCUGUCCAACUUCCUGUCUCACCAUGCUCGCCGUGUACAGCGCAGGGAAGCCUCAGAGGGACCGGCGGACUUGGAUCGAGUCUUCUACCAGUUUAGGCAUGGCGGCUACAGCUUGCACUUUAACCUCACCCUCAACCCAAACCUGCUGGCGCCGGGCUUCUUGACGGAGAGGAGGUAUGGUGGCCUUGAAGGGGCCCAGAUCCAUCCAUCCACCAGAUCCUUCCGGUGCCAUUUCUUAGGUGACGUGUGGGAUCAGGCCACUGUUAAAGGGAGCGCAGCCAUAAGCACCUGUGAUGGCCUGACAGGACUGUUCAAGUUGUCUGACGAAGAGUUUUUCAUUCAACCUGUGGAGAAGUCCAGCGACGAGUCCUCAGCACCACGAGCCCACGCCAUCUACAAACGCCACGCGUCCUCUCCCAACUGGAGUCCAGUCGUACAGCCCAUCUCAGGGAACCAACCUCUCAACGGCACCUGUGGAAUUAAAAAUUCCCAUCAAAGUUUUGAAGACACUGAGAGACAGCGGGAGCGGUGGGAGCACCGCCAGCAGAGGCGAAGGAGGAGAAUUCACCAACGCUCAGUCAGCAAAGAGAAGUGGGUGGAAACGCUGGUGGUGGCUGACCCUAAAAUGGUGGAGUAUCAUGGGAGCAAAGCUGUGGAAAGCUACGUCCUCGCUGUCAUGAACAUUGUGGCAGGUCUGUUCCGAGAUGCCAGUAUUGGAAACGCAAUCAACAUUGUGGUUGUUCGACUCAUCCUACUGGAGCAGGAUGAGGAUGACUUAAAGAUUACACACCAUGCCGACAACAGCCUGAACAGCUUCUGUAAGUGGCAGAAGAAACUCAACAUGAAAGGAGAUGAACACCCGCUGCACCAUGACGUAUCAGUUCUGCUCACCAGGAAGGACAUCUGUGCAUCCAUCAACAUGCCUUGUGAGACUCUGGGUCUGUCUCAUGUGGCUGGGAUGUGUCAGCCACAUCGCAGUUGCAGCAUCAGUGAGGACACGGGCCUCCCAUUGGCCUUCACUGUAGCUCAUGAGCUGGGACACAACUUUGGGAUUCAGCAUGAUGGCAACGGUAAUGACUGUGAACCCAUUGGGAAACGACCUUUCGUCAUGUCUCCACAGCUCCUGUACGGCACCUCCCUGCCCAGGUGGUCACGCUGCAGUCGCCAGUAUAUCACCCGCUUCUUGGAUCGCGGCUGGGGCUGGUGCCUUGAUGACGCUCCGGUGAAGGAGAAGCUGUCUCUGAACUCGGUGCUUCCCGGGGUUCUGUACAGCGCUGCCCAUCAGUGUCGGCUGCAGUAUGGAUCUGGGUCUCUGCUCUGUGAUGACAUGGACAAUGUAUGCAGCACUCUGUGGUGCACUAUGGGAACAACCUGCCACUCAAAGCUGGAUGGGGCUGUGGAUGGGACCAGUUGUGGCGAGGACAAGUGGUGUUUCAGUGGAGAGUGUGUGGCAACCGGAUAUCAGCCAGAGAGUGUAAAUGGUGGCUGGGCAUCAUGGAGCGAGUGGUCGGCCUGUUCAAGGACUUGUGGGGCUGGAGUCCGAAGUGCCCACAGAGACUGUGAUAACCCAGUUCCAAAGUACGGAGGGAAGUAUUGUCUGGGAGAGCGACGGAGGUACAAGAUCUGUAACACCCCACAAUGUCCUAAUGACCUGCCCACCUUCAGAAACAUCCAGUGUAGUCACUUUAACACCAUGCCAUACAAGGGCAAGUUCUACAAAUGGGAAGCAGUCAUCAACAGAGUCAGCCCUUGUGAACUGCACUGCCGUCCACUGAAUGAACAUUUCUCUGAAAAGAUGCGGGAUGCUGUGACUGAUGGGACACCGUGUUACGAAGGCAACAAAAGUAGAGAUAUGUGCAUCAAUGGCAUCUGUAAGAAUGUAGGCUGUGACUAUUUGAUUGAGUCCAGUACUGUCGAGGAUCGCUGUGGGGUGUGUGAUGGUAACGGCUCCACCUGUACGACUGUGAGGAGAACAUUUGAGGAGAGUGAAGGACUUGGCUACGUAGACAUUGGACUGAUCCCAAAGGGAGCCUGGGACAUCCGCAUUGAGGAGGUGGCUGAAGCUGGGAAUUUCUUGGCACUACGAAGUGACAACCCCAACAAGUAUUUUCUGAACGGCGGCUGGACGAUACAGUGGAAUGGGGAGUACAAGGCAGCUGGAACAGUAUUCACCUAUGAGAGGACAGGACACCUGGAGAACCUGACGUCUCCUGGGCCCACCAUGGAACCACUGUGGAUUCAGCUUCUCUUUCAGGAGACCAAUCCUGGAGUGCGGUACGAGUACACAAUCAGUCAAAAUGUCUCAGAGGGCAACGACAUCCCUGAGUCAGUUUUCUUCUGGAAAUAUGGUUCAUGGACUGAAUGCAGUGUUACCUGUGGAACAGGUGUUCAGAGGCAGAUUGUUCACUGUGUGGAAAAGACAACUGGGAUAGUGGAGGCGCACUUCUGUGACCCCUUAACCCGACCUGACAAUAACCAAACCAGCUGUAACAAGGAUCCAUGUCCAGCCAUAUGGUGGGUUGGAGAGUGGCACAAAUGCUCAGCGAGCUGUGGGAGCUCAGGACAGACUAAAAGGACGGUGCUCUGCAUCCAGGCAGUAAGUGUUGAGGAGCAGAAAGCUCUGCAGCCCAGUGAAUGUGAACACAUGCUCAAACCUGAGUCGCUAUCCUCCUGCAACACACACAUCCCCUGCCCCGCUGACUGGACCACUGGCAGUUGGUCAAAGUGUUCACUGACUUGUGGAAGUGGAGUACGUCGCCGUAAUGUAACCUGCUCCAGAAACACAGGUGUUGACUGUGACCCCCAAAAGAAGCCCCUUGCUGUCACUACCUGCUACAUCCAGGACUGUCCACAAGUAGUGGAUAACUUUGGUAUCGACUGGUCUGGAAGUGGCUGGUCGAGCAAAGAAGUGCUCAAUGAAAUUAACUCCAUACCUGACGUCAAACCUCUUCCCAAAUAUGGAACCACCAGAGCCCAGCCAAGAAAUCAAAAUAACCUUAACAACAUUGUUGAGGGAGAUUUUCAUUACCACAACAACAUUGAAAAUAUUGAUCGCUCUCCGGAAAACAGUGUUCAAGUUGACGAUUUUUACUAUGACUAUAACUUUAUCAACUUCCAUGAAGACUUGUCGGAUGACUUUGAGGGUGAUGGAAAAGAUUCAGGGGACAGUCACAGAUUCAGUGCUCCACAGGAGGCCAAGCCAACCCGCAGUGUGAAAGAAAAUGCUUACAUGGAGACUAAAGCUCCCACAGCUACUUCAGCCAUUUCUACAACUUCAAAGGCCACUGCCUACACUUUAAAAGCUGAAGAUCCAGAGAACAGAAAUCUGGACAAUGUGAAGGACAAUGAAAAUGCAGCAACAAAGGAGUCUAUGCAAACAAAUUCCGAAAAUUUGGAUGACUUCCUUUCUGAGGAUUAUCUUCUGCCUGUGUCUACCACUCGCUCGCCGCCGUUGUCUACAACUCAGCAUUCACAAACACUAAAAGAGAGACAUGACAAUCUGUGGCGGCCUGAAAACAUUAGCACAAUACCUGAUCUGAUUUUCACUACAAAGGAGCCAACGCAGGAUGUGAAAUGGGAGCAAUAUGGGGAGGAGGCUCAAAACAGCUUUGAAAAUUUUACUGCAGAGGACAAUCCUACUGAGAAAGUCACUGUGACACCAAAACAUGCUGCUCCCACUCCCGGACAUGAAACCACUAUUGAUACUUUUGUCUCUACAACAAUAAGUGCUCAGGAGAUGGAAGAACAUGAUGAUUAUGAGUACAGUUACAAUGAAAAAAGUACACUUGUUCCCGACACCUCUGCAGACCAAGAAGGUGCAGAGAGUCCAGAACAUCCAGGCUCUCCCACGCCAGGAACUAUUAUUCAAGUUAAGACUGAAGUCCAACUGGAUAAGAGUGUUUCAGAAAUACCUCAAACAACCAGUCAACCAACAAUCUUUCCAACUGCCUUCACAUUGGAGGAUUUGGACUUGGAUCAGACAGGAUAUGCCACUAGUCAGUAUUCAUGGGAUACUGAUCCCGACCUCAGUACAACCUCACUUCCUGCAUCUGAGAGAUCCAGUCCUCUUCCCAUUCCCUUCGUGCCAAUCUCAGGUAACCAAGAGGCCUCUGAGGACUCCACAUCGUUAACUGGAACAGAAAUCAUACCUCCUACAAACCUGGAAGGAGCCACACAGCCUUCUCCAGCUGAUUUUCUGCCAGCUACAAUGGAACAGAUACCGACAAAACCUGCCUUCACUGAAAGAACUGGAACAGAUUCCACAUCCCAAUCUCCAUCGUUUGAUUUAGCUGAUUUUGACUACAAUGAAAUAGUCAUUCCUAUGAUGGUGAGAAGCAGUAGCAGUGACCCUGGGCCUUCACAUCAGCUUCCAACAAACACAGCAGCCGCUCCAAAACAUAGCACAACACCUGCUGUGCCCAGUUUGCCAACCAAUCCACCUAUUCUGUUGCCACUUCCAGUGCCAACAUCUGUCCAAACUUCAGCCUCCACACACGUCACUACUGCUGCCUACUGGGUCACCGGCAACUGGAGCGCUUGCUCCACCAGCUGUGGUCUGGGUGCCAUCUGGAGAACUUUGGCUUGCAGCACUGGCUCAGACGCUGACUGUGAUCCAGCCAAGAGGCCAGCGCCAGCCCAGCGAUGUUACCUGCGCCCCUGCUCCACAUGGAAAGUUGAAGAAUGGAGUAAGUGCUCCAAGAAUUGUGAAGGUGGUGUUAAAUCACGAGAGGUCCAGUGUUUUGACAUGCGGGAUCAAAGACCCCUACGACCUUUCCACUGCAGGGCCAUGUCCUCCAGGCCACAAACCCAGAUUCCCUGUAACCUUCAGCCAUGUCUUGAGUGGUACUCCUCCUCCUGGGGUCAGUGCUCUGAGGUGUGUGGAGGGGGUGAGCAGCAGCGGAUAGUCACCUGUCCAGAGGAGGAUCGAUGCAACAGGGACCUGCAGCCUAGCAACAUCCAAUCAUGUAAUAGUCAGUCUUGUACUCAGUGGCUUACUGGAUCUUGGGGACAGUGUUCAGCUUCCUGCGGUGGAGGAGUUGAGCGUCGGCUCAUCAAAUGUGUUAACACAAGGGCAGAUGAAGAAGUGGAUCAAGCUCAAUGUGACCAUGAGCCGCAGCCUGAGAGCCUCCAGAAGUGUAACCUACAGGAGUGUGAGAGCGCCCCCUCUGGAACACAAUGUGUUCGAGAUCGGCUAACGUUUCGCUUCUGUCAGACUCUCCGCUGGCUUGGCCGUUGCCACUUGUCCAACGUUCGAGCACAGUGCUGCAAAACCUGCAGCCAGCGUUCCCGCUCCAGCAGCAUGUCUCACCGUUGAGGUGCAACAAAAUAAACACACGUCUCAUCAACAGGAAUACUGACUGCACCACUGAAUCAGCAAUUAAUCAUCAAGACAACCUGGACCGUUUUCAGAUUUAUUCACCACUACAGACUAAUUAUGAAUUAGUCCGACGCCAAAACUCUGCAUGUUUCGGCUGGUGAAAUUAUUAUAGAGGGCUGAAAUUAAUUGGAAAUGUAGCAAAGCAUAGCCUCAAAACAAUGAGAAUGUAAAUAUUUGUUUGCACUUUUUAUAUUAUACAGUUUUACCAUUUAUGGAUCAGGAGUUCUUUGUAACAGAUAUGGUGCAACAUAAGGGGUUUCUCGUCAAUGUAGCCUGCUUCGUAAUGCUAUUACACUAUUAUACAUGUAGAUAAACCACUCGUUAACCUUUAUGGUUGGUACAAUGCUUUCAUUUUUACUGACAGCAGCAGAAACCGAACAGAAUAAAACAGACAGGUAUACAAUUGUUUUGUGUGUUAUGAAUCAAAAAACUAAGUGGUGCAUAAAUGCUUGAUGUGACAUUUAAAAAUAAUUGACCGUUAGCUAAACCCUGCCCCCCUUACUUACUAUUGCUACACCUGUAAUGCAGUGGCAGAAAACACAAAAACAGACUUCUCGUUUCUAAUGGAAAAAGUAACAGCAUUGUUCUUGUACUGCAGUAAAGAGGACUGUUUUUUAGUUUGGAUGCCUAGUUUAAAUGCAUAGAAGCUGUUUGGAUUCAAGGUCUAUGUUCAUAUUAGACAAUGUGUGUUUACUUUGAAUGUUACAAUAGAAUAGGCUUUAGGGAUGCUGACUAACUGAUGUGUUUGGCAAAUGUAACACAUGAUUAUCCGGGUGUUAAGCUGAGUUCCUAACCUCACAAAAUACUUGGCCUUGCAAGUAGAUGUAGAUAGCUAGGCAUGCAAUGUUUGCAGCUGACAUUAGAGCACACUGUUAAAUUCAUGCCUUACACUUUUGGUUUUGCAAAGAAUAAAAAGACACUGCUCUCAAAACCUUUGACAGCCCCAUUCACUUCACAGACCUGCAGCGCCUAGCUGCAGUUACUAAGCUAUGAUGGUACAAUCGCUGUUCAGAGGCGGGGGUUUAGCAACGGUCAAUUGGCAUAUUUAAUGUCCAUAGCAGCUUGUAAAAAAGCUUAUUUUGGCUUUACCACACAGAUUUUUAAAAGUCAUUACACAUCGAGGUAAAUGUGAAAAGUGGAGCUGCAGGAAAUACUUGGUGCUAGAGGCCGCACAGGCUCCAAACGUUUCGGGUCAGGUAUUUGGGCAGGCCCAGUGCCUUAUCUACUUGAAUAUUGGAUCAUUUGAUGUCAUUAUUUUUAUUAACCACUUGAUUGAAGUCAAAUUCAGCUUUUCAGAAUACAUGUUUUUUUUUUAUUCUUUGGAACGGAGGGAAUAAGGUCAGUGUCAUACAUUAGGUAUAUAUUGUAUUUUAUACUUUUGCAGCGGUGGUUUUUAGUACACUUCACUCUGUCAUAUUUUCAUUCUUUCAGAAUUGUUGUUAGCACUGACACGUACAUAAGCUGCCGUUAGGAGUCUUUUCAUCAGGAAUUGAAAAGCAGCUCAGGCUUAUCAAUGGAGUCUAGCCCAGGGAGCUGCAAUGCUAUCAUAUCCUCCUGUAUUUCUUUAUGCUGUUUAAUGUAAAAAAAAAUUAGAAGUAAAGGAGAAAAAGAGGGAAAAAAAUAAUUUCAUACUUUUGUAAAAUACUGUAAAUUGGGAGAAUUUACAGUAAAAUAUGUUGAUUGUUGCAUGAAUAGAGCUGUUGAAGCAGCUGGAGGAGUGGAGCAUGAACUCUCUGUCUGGACUUGGGGGGGGGUUGUGUAGAUGGAACGAAUUUGUUCAAGGUAAUAAUAAUAACCUUAUAAUAAUCUCAUAUGUAGCAACCUUUUGUUAAGUAAUGUAUAGUACAUUCUCUCCUCAGAUAACUGUAUACACAAGCAACACAGGAACCAAGAUACAAUUGAGUGUAGUUACAUAAUCACACAGUUGGAAGUCAUCAGUGAUUAUUAUUUGAUAAAGCAGUUAUAAUUUAAUUUUAAUGCUUAUGUAAAUUAUACCUGCCUUGUCUACAUAAUAUAUAUUAAUGUAAAGGGCUAUUGAUUGGAAGAAAAAAUGUGUUUUGAAUAACUUUUUAUUUAAGGUUUACAGGUAUAGGUGCUGGAAACAAGCAAUUAAAGCCUUGUUCAGUUUAAUAUCUCAAAAUUACUUCCAUUUGAAAUUUUCCUCAGGAUGAAUAUUGAAUUGAACUGAUCGUACGAUAAGUCCCUCCCUUCUUGGUUUCAGUUACUAUGUCUGUCAAGCUCUUUAUUCAAGUGUGGCACAUACAGAGUUAAAUGGUGGCAGACUUGCCAAUCAAAAGUUAAAUCUAAAUUCAUUUUUUCAACACUGGGUCAUUGAUGUCAGUCAGAAAAAGACAAAAACAGGUUUCUCAGUUGUAGUCAAUGACCAUUGAUACUACCGACUGAAAUAAUAACGGUCACUUGCUGAUUUUAUUUGAGUAAAAAGUUGGUCAAACUCUGCGUACACCUAAGUAUUUGAUGUGUCCAACUGACCCUGCUAAAGGGUUAUCAGCAUGCUACAUACAAGCCCUAUUCGUGUCCUCAACGUCCAUAUGCUACUGUGUGAUUCGACCACAUAGCGUUCCCUAUAUAUGUUAUCCAGCAGCAGGUUGUAUCAUAAAAGAUAGUUUAUUUGGCCCCCACAUAUGUCGUCUGCCUGCCCACAAAGAUACAAUGCAUGUCAGCGGUGUAACCAAAAUUUGAAUCCAAUAUUGUCAGACUAAGCCAAGCCCUGGCGUGGCUGCACAAUAACGUAUGAUUCAAUAGAGAGGAGGGUAAAGUGGAACAGUGUGGAAAAACUAGAUGUAAACGUCUGUUUUAUCUUUCAAGGUAAAAUACAGACAAUAGCAACAUGGACAUACCUUUGAAGCUGGAUAUUGGGUCCAAAACAACAUUACAUUUCCUCCUCAAGGUUAGGCAGGGAAUGUUUAAGAGACUGAAAUAUGGAGUUAUGUGGAGUGCUGAGGUCACAGAUACGUCAGAAGGUCCCAGGCAAAAAGUCUGCAUGCUCAUCAUGUAGAAGAUAGUAUGUUUCACAACAGGUUUCAUGGAUGAGGAACAUGUGGGUCUGUCAAUUGUACCUCUAAUGAAUCCUCCCAAAUCCAAUAAGGAGGAGGACAGAACCACUAACCAAUGACAAAGUAGCACAUGGGACCAGCUAACACAUAACAACAGCUUGACAACAUAAUGUAGUUUGCUAAUGUUAAGCCACCCCUUUGGCUGUAGUAGUAAUGCUAAUGUGCUGCCGUAGGCAGUAAGGGAAGUCAGGCAUGCUAAUGUCAGCAGCUUAACCUGGAGCAAUUGGCCUUUUUUACUGCAGACAUUUAGGCAGAUGCACAUUGUUGAUGUUCUUAAUUACACCUGUGGUUCCUGCUCGGACAAAGCUGUAAAGGUCUUUUUAUUCCUUACACGUUUGCUCUUUCUUGUUUUUGGAGGUAAAAAAAAAAACUACUUGUAAACUGCAAGUUCUUCCUUUAUUUAGAGGGAAUUUAGACUCCAAAGCUUAAUUACAAUUAUUAAACUGAUUGGACAAUCAGGGGAGGGCUGUAAUAAAGGGUCAAUCAUAUUUGAUGCAUUUGUUUUCCAUCUAUAAAUAUAUUCCCACACAGUUGCUGUUUGACUGCAGUGUAAAGCAGCAACUAGGGUUGCAAAGGGGCGGACAUUUUCCGGUAAAUUUCCGGAAACUUUCCAGAAACUUGUCAUGUAAAGAUAAACUGGGGAAUGGAAACAUUCCAAUUUGGAAACUGUCAUGGAAAUUAAUGGGCAUUUUGGGAAUUAAUGGGAAAUUAUGGGAAAUAAUGGGAAUUAACUGGAAAAGUUGGGUAAUUCAUACAAUAUUGAAAUGUAUUUUCUUUGUAUUUGUACUACGUUGGUCGUUUUAAUGUCACCAAUUUAUGCAUUGCAUGGUGUUGCUGUGCGUGCAAUACAAUGUAAAGUUUUGUUUUCGAGCUGGUUUGCUAAAAAGGCUAAUGUAGCUAACAGUAACACUAGCCUGCCACUGCCCCUGGAGGCCCCUUGUUGUCCCUGGUGGCCCCUGGAGGCUCGAGAGAAACGCCACAGCACUUGUUGAAACUGAAAUCGGCGAAAAUGGCAAAAUAUUAUUGAAAUGUAAGACUUGCAAUAACGGAAUUACUUGAAAUGUUAGUGUUUCUGUAGCAAAACAUUAUUAUUAUUUCACAUUGAGCUUGUUUAGAUGAGCCACAAGCAAUAACAACACAGCUGCUGCACUGGUGGCGUCCAUGUUCUUUCCCGACUCGUAAUGCCCAAAGACAAAUGGAACGCUAUAAGUGUUACAGAGCAACUCGGGCGGGGGAUUUACGAGACAAAUGGACAGCACCAUAAGUAGUAGCCCAAACCAUUGACCUUUAGCUUAACAUAUGAUGGUAGUGAGCAUGCUGCCUUUGAUUUACUAUGGCUGUGGUUAUGGUUAUAUGCGUACAAUACAAUUAACCCAAAUAGGUUAAUAGCAAUGGGUUAUGUAUUACCCCCCCCCAAAAAAAGAAAAAAUCUCCCAUAUUUUAAAAAAUAAAUGUUGGCGAGUAUGUAGUAGCCUAUGCUGAUUACUGCGUGUGUGCAUGUCAUUGACGAAUAUAGGGAGGACAUUCAACUGAAGAUGCAUUAAAUCAGGUUGUUUUAAGCAAGAUUAUCCUGCAAUAUGUUUCUUUUCAACUACAUGCAAGUUCCCUGUUAUAGACUAACAGUACAAGCAAUAUUAAAAAUAUCCAGUUUAUUCCCAUUAAUUCCCAUGGAAAGUUUCCAACUUUGAAGAUUCCCGGAAUUUUGCAACCCUAGCAGCAACUAAGAUCAUCUUAUUUUUUCCCAGUUCAGUUUGUUGAACUGAUUGUUUCUGUACUUUUUCUGUUUUUAAAGAUUCAUAUUUGUACAUGUAUUGGAUUAUGUUGGUUUUCAAGCACAAAAUCAAGACUAUGUUUUGCCAAGUGGCUAAAAUGAUGCUUACCUGCCCACAGUUGCUAUGUACAGUAAUCCUCAUAGAAAUGACAUAAUGUAAGUUGUAGUAGUGAUACAACAUUUACAUGUUUUGGACAAAAUGUUAUUCUUUUAUUAAUCAUUAAUGUCUUAUUACAUAUGGAUAUUUAUACACUGUGCUUUAUACUACAAAAUAAAACUAAAUUAAAACUUGCUUAUAUAAA
Messenger RNA from Dicentrarchus labrax (European seabass), 11040 nucleotides. Its product is annotated as A disintegrin and metalloproteinase with thrombospondin motifs 7. The record is from RefSeq and is a predicted model, not a curated record. Gene Ontology annotation, biological process: extracellular matrix organization; proteolysis. Gene Ontology annotation, molecular function: metalloendopeptidase activity. Gene Ontology annotation, cellular component: extracellular matrix. The coding region runs from base 326 to 5830 and encodes 1834 amino acids. The transcript is spliced from 24 exons. Lineage: Eukaryota; Metazoa; Chordata; Actinopteri; Moronidae.